Messenger RNA from Angiostrongylus costaricensis, 1860 nucleotides. The record is from the annotation of a GenBank genome assembly. Lineage: Eukaryota; Metazoa; Nematoda; Chromadorea; Rhabditida; Metastrongylidae.
AUGAACCGUUUCAUUGUAUUGCGUGACGCCUACGGAACUGUCCAGGCAGUCAUAGAUCCCGAGUCUCCAUUAUCAAAAAUCGUGAAGGAUUUGCACUAUGAGUCGGUAUUGCGGGUGGAAGGAGCUGUGCUUAGUCGUGGAAACAAUGUGAAUCCAAUGAUGAAAACAGGCGAAAUAGAGAUUAAUGUGUCGAAACUAAUGGUGUUGAACCAUGCUUCGUCAAACUUACCAAUGCUCCCGGAUUCGGAAGCCAGUGAAAAGACACGUUUCACUUAUCGAUAUAUAGAUCUCCGAAGUGAUCGCAUGCAAAGGGCGCUUCGUUUACGCUCCACUGUGGUUCACAAAAUGAGGCGUUUUCUUAUCGAAGAGGCAAAAUUCGUCGAUGUGGAAACUCCUACGCUUUUUCGUCGUACCCCAGGCGGAGCUGCUGAGUUCAUAGUUCCUGCGCCGCCUCCACAAAGAGGCCUUUGCUAUACUUUGCCACAAAGUCCACAGCAAUUUAAACAGUUGCUUAUGAUUGGUGCCAUUGAUCGGUAUUUUCAGGGGCUGCUAGAUCUCUACAUCAGAUUUUUGAGUAUGGAAAACUUCAUCCUACAAUUCCUGCAAAUUCCUUAUUGUAUCGCACGGUGUUAUCGUGACGAAGGCUCAAAAGGAGAUCGACAACCGGAGUUCACUCAGGUAGAUCUGGAAUUGUCGUUCACCACUCAGGAUGGUGUAAUGGCUCUAGUGGAGGAAACAUUGAUGUCAGCAUGGCCUGAACAUUUGGUUAAUAAUUUUUUCUACUGUUUGGUGUGUUCGCUAUUUCAAGUUACUGAAGAGGCUUUGUUAGAACGGAAAACAAAAUGUAUUCACCAUUUAAAGGCCGACCUGAAGCCCCCAACACCGUUUCCACGUCUGAAUUACAACGAAGCAAUGCAAAAUUACGGUAGCGAUAAACCGGACAUGAGAAUUCCAUGGCGCAUCCAAGACUGCACACAGACACUCGAUUUUCUUCGUAGUUCCAACGUAAGCUAUGACUGGGUUGCUCGUCUAAUUGUGUGCAAAGGGCAAUUAAAGGUCAAUCGAACUGCUGUAAAGAAGGAAUUUAAAAGAAUUUUGGAUAUGAAUAAACUUUCUCGCCCAUUUGCGAUCUUUGACAGGACUAAAGAUGUGUGGUUCAAGAAGAUAGAUAAAAAUGAAUUGGUCACACGUUUUCUUAUUGAUGAAGAAGACUGUGUGGUUUUUAGCUGGGGAGAUGAGGAAGGUGUGCAAUGGACACUUGGUCAAUUACGGAAUUUCGUUGCAGAUGCUGGAGAACUUCGCAAGCAGAGGAAGGCUAGUCAAUUAAUUUGUGCACACUGGAUCGUCAAUUUUCCUUUGUUUUCCGUAGAGGAUGACAAGCUGGUCGCAACUCACCAUCCUUUCACGGCGCCUAUAGAAGAACACAAACAAUGGCUUGAUGACAGCACGAAGAUCUCUAACAUAGUCGGUGAGCGAAGGCAACAUUACGACUUGGUAAUGAAUGGUGUUGAAUUAGGAGGUGGUUCUAUUCGUAUUCAUAAUUCGAAGGAACAAGCUAAAGUUCUGGAAAUUCUCGGACAAGACACUCAAGAGAUGAGUCAUCUUCUUGAUGCAUUGUCUUUCGGAAGUCCUCCACAUGGUGGAUUUGCUUUAGGGUUAGAUCGUUAUAUAGCUCUGCUUGUAGGUGAAGGGGAUCCUUCUGUACCAGUUCGUGAUGUAAUCGCUUUCCCAAAAUCCAAGGAGGGUCGUGAUUUUGUAAGCCAGGCUCCUGUCCCUCCAACUGAUGAGCAGCUUAAGCGAUACGGUGUUCAGUUUGUAGAAGAGGAAAACUUAAGGAAUGCGAUCAUGUUUGAAACGUAA